Molecule: messenger RNA, 2468 nt
Organism: Tuber aestivum (summer truffle)
Lineage: Eukaryota; Fungi; Ascomycota; Pezizomycetes; Pezizales; Tuberaceae
Source: the annotation of a GenBank genome assembly
GAAUUGGGUGCGCUGGAUCCUGCCGUUCCUGCAAUGUCGCUGCUGGGGAAUGCCGGCAUGGUAUCAUACGCUUCUCGUACUCGAGUGGUGUACUCGAGUACGGGUGCUAUGCUCUACCCUACAAGUACUGUGCUGCACUGUGCUACCUGUUGUCAAGAAUUCGGUUGAGCCCUAUAGCACAAUGCGACACUCAUCUAUUUGUCGCUUUCCCCGUGGGAGUCUACAACUACCGUAUAACCCUCCCUCCCUCCCUCCCUCCCCCUCCCCUCCCCUCCCACAAAAUCCGACAAACCGGCGAUAAUGACCAAAUGCUCGACAAUAUAACGGUCCUCAGUAUCGGGUACGUCUCCUGCGCGAUAUGCUUCAUUAUAAUCAUCACACGACUAGGCUCCGCCUACCGCAAGUUCGGGACAUGGGCGCUCGAUGAUUACUGGAUGGUCAGCGCGCUGGCCGUCCUGAUCGUGCGAAUGACGGUGAUACACUUGGUGAUUGUGAAUGGCACCAAUAACGUGCAUGGCCUCACUAGCGAGCUGAGCGAUGAGGAAAGGCGUAGGAGGGAGUUUGGGAGCAAGCUGGUACUCAUUGGGAGGUCCUGUUAUGCCAUUUUGUGAGUGCUCUGGCCGGCAUGUGGCGACGGUGAUCGUGGGGCGGGAGCUGAUACGAGGGGGGAGGGUAGUAUCUGGUGUAUGAAAUUUGGGAUCGCCUCGUUUUAUGCGAGGAUUGUGGCCCAAUUGGAGGAGUACCGGGUUUGGUUGAAGUACGUUUGGGUGUUGCUGGGCCUGACGUUGGUCGGGGCGCUGUGCUCGACGUUUUUGGAGUGCAGGCCUAUUGAUCAGUAGGUUUUUUUUUUCAUUCCUGCCUCUCUGUUCGAUUGCCGAUACUGCGCGAUUGGGAGCUAAUCUUUGGUAGUUAUUGUGAGAACCAUCGUCAAGUAAACCUUUCACGUGUAAACCUGGCUAAUUUUCUCCAGGGCAAGUUUCUCCCGAUCCAGGGGGUAAGUUCCCCUCCCCCCAGUGGUUCAUGUGAAUAUCAAAUGCUGAUAACCAUCAGAGGCAUGUAACUUCUCCGAAGUCCAACUCUUCACAACAGGUCCCCCUCCCCCUCCCAUCACCAUCCAUCACCCACACUGACCAAAGACAAACAAGGGGCCUGCAACAUAUUUACCGACCUGGUCUUGAUAAUCUUCCCACUGCCGGUGAUACUCGGCACCCAGCUCCCUCUUCGACGUAAACUCCAAAUCGGCGGUCUCUUCUCCCUCGGCUUCUUGGUGAUCCUGGUCAGCGUUUUCCGAUUGCCAUAUGUGGUGGAGAAUAACGCGAUCCAGCGGUGGAGAUCUCUUGUUUUACCCCCCUUUCCUCCUCUUCCGCCGGUUCAGGGACAUAAUUGUUGACGUUUUUGGGUAGUUCGCGUCGAUAGAAAUUCUAGUGGCCUGCUUCGUAGCAAACGCACCAGCCCUGUACAGGACCAUUGGUGUGCGGACGAAUGCUAGUUCUGCUGCCAGAUCUUCCGGUGAAGGUGAGCGGGGGUGGUACUUGUUCACGGUGAACAAGAGGAAGAUUGGGGUGAGGGUCCUACCCACUACCGGUACUACCACUCGCGGAGAGGAGCGGGAGGAAAGUGAAGGUGCGGCGGAGGUGAAUGCUGGUAUGUAAGCUGGUUCACGAUAGAUGCGACGCGUAACUUGGCGUAUAUCAUGGCUGACUUGGGGGUGACCCAAUCGAUUAUAGAGGAACAUGUAUAGCGCGGUUUGAUGAGAUUAUGGUGUCAAGAUACCGGCGGCGGAGGGGGGGGGGGUUUCCAGGUGUUAAUUUUGUUUUAAAAUUCUAUCCUGUUUUCCGUGCAUGUAUCUAUCAUAUAAUACGGCGUUCGAGGGUAAGUUUUGGAUUGUAGGAUUCGAAAGGAAUUGUUGGGACACGGCCGAUGCGACUUGGGGCGGCGCGCUGCAUCAUAAAUUUAUGACACCGCAGUAUUGGGAUAGACAAGCCCGCCGCAAGUGCGGGCCCGGUCCAGAAGAGCACGGCACGAUUGGGUAAGGCUUCCCAUUCAUUGUCUGUCACGAAUUCGGAAGAAGGCACCACCAUUUCAACCUUUCACGGUUUUGACAUUUCAUCUCUGCGCGCAGGUGCCUGUGCAAGUGCCCGCUAAAGUAUCGUAAGGGCUAAUGAUGGAUGGUUUACCCUCCAAGCAAUCCCUAUCCUAUGAAAACAUCCCCCCGUUGCCCCCGCCAACGUCAGGCGAAACUUUCCAGGGAAUGCCGCACUCACAUACUCGAGCGCGGCACGGUACUCGCAGCAGGGAAGAAGCAUGCUUCCCGGAAACGGAUCGCGAAUUGGCAUCGGCCUUCUCCUAAGCAUGAAUUUUGCAGUCAGAUACGAGUAGGGUACUAGUACGAGUACAGAUGGCGUACAAGGGUCAGGCAUAUAUAUUCACGGUACUUGUACAAGUACUCGAGUACAGCGGCAGGGAUA